CACCGCCUUCUUUUCUCCUUCAGCCCAUGAUCCCAUCUGUUGCCCACAACCUUUAAAGAGGCACUGAUCGCUGUUUCUGACAUUAUCCCCUCCACACCAUUUCAAGACAGGCAUCAUCUCCAUCCAUCUUGUUAGCUAGAUAUAGUUAGGAAUAAUAAAAAGACCACUAUACAAACUCGAUUGUCACCAUGAUCAAGACAUGUUUACCCAGUUUAGUUGUCGUCAUCGUCGGUUUGCUCAGUGUAGCACGAGCGGUGGACGUGACUGGUGCUUACUCAUACUACCCGGUCAACGCAACAGUACUCCACGUAGAUGCCAAUGAAGGUUCCUUCAACUGUCCGUCGUCUUGCACCUCAUACAUCAAGGCGACUGGUUGCACAGGCAUGUCAAAGAAACAGACCGAUGAAAUUUGCUCCCGCUCGUUCGGCGCCACGAGCGCUGCGGCUAAAAUUUGUACCAAUAUCGUGAAGGACAAGAUUCAGCAGUUCAGCUGCACGGGUGUUGAUCCCACAUCGAAAUUCUCUUGUUCAGGUUGCACCAAGAUCGGCUCUUAG
Puccinia graminis f. sp. tritici CRL 75-36-700-3 is the source of this 554-nucleotide messenger RNA. RefSeq lists its product as uncharacterized. NCBI's taxonomy places the organism in Eukaryota, Fungi, Basidiomycota, Pucciniomycetes, Pucciniales, Pucciniaceae. The record is from RefSeq and is a predicted model, not a curated record. The transcript is spliced from 5 exons. Bases 189 to 554 code for a protein of 121 amino acids.